Prunus avium (sweet cherry) is the source of this 1998-nucleotide messenger RNA. Its product is annotated as Pectin lyase-like superfamily protein. Lineage: Eukaryota; Viridiplantae; Streptophyta; Magnoliopsida; Rosales; Rosaceae. The record is from RefSeq and is a predicted model, not a curated record. Gene Ontology annotation, molecular function: polygalacturonase activity. Gene Ontology annotation, biological process: carbohydrate metabolic process.
ACUGUCACUCGCGUCACUGCCCCAGGACUCAAGCUCUCAUAUCCAAAGCUCCAAACUUUGUUUUUCUAGUUGCUAGAGACCCAAAAACCCAAAGCUUUCAAAUCUUAACCAACUUUUCCUCCUCUCUCUGACCUUAACAACCCUCCCUUAAAUUGCACUCAAGCUUCACCAUUUCACAAUCCAAACAAACCCACCUGACUCUGAUCACCAACAACAUUAACGUCUCACCACAAUUUCCAUGCUAUCAAAAAUCAAACACCCCGACUUCCCCAACCACCCAUCUACAGCUCCAUUCGAUUUUCUGCAUCAAAUCGGCCCAACCCAAUAGUUCAUCUGCGAAAAAGAUCAUUGCUUUACAUUGUUGGACAGUCUAAUUGACCAUGGUGGAGACCUUACCACUAGGGCGGUUCCACCACCAAAGGCUGGACUUGAAGCGCUGGUUUCCGACCUUCUUGUCCUCGCACAAAACCCUCUUCACUCUGCUUUGGAUCGCGGCAUUCGCAUCGGUUUUUGUGUGGCAGAGGAAUAUUGUAGAUGGGUUUUCAAUAUUUAAGCGAGUUCCGGUGAGAGCAGCCAUGCCAAAGCUGAGACCUGUGGCUUUCAAUUUGACUGAUUUUGGGGCAGUGGGUGAUGGGGUUACUUUGAACACUGAGGCCUUCGAGAAGGCUGUGUUGGCUAUUUCCAAGCUGGGCAAAAAAGGCGGUGGUCAGCUCAAUGUGCCUCCUGGGCGCUGGCUUACAGCGCCCUUUAAUCUCACCAGUCACAUGACUCUCUUUCUUGCUGAAGAUGCUGAGAUUCUUGGGAUUCAGGAUGAGAAGUAUUGGCCUUUGAUGCCUCCAUUGCCUUCAUAUGGGUAUGGGAGAGAACAUCCUGGGCCUCGGUAUGGGAGUUUGAUUCAUGGUCAAAACCUUAAAGAUAUUGUUAUAACAGGGCAUAACGGUACCAUAAACGGACAGGGUCAAUCGUGGUGGAAGAAGUACCGGCAGAAGCUUCUGAACCACACUAGGGGUCCACUUGUUCAGAUUAUGUGGUCAAGCAACAUUUUGAUCAGUAAUAUAACUUUGCGUGAUUCUCCUUUUUGGACACUUCAUCCAUAUGACUGCAAAAAUGUUACUGUUAGGAAUGUUACGAUUUUGGCUCCCGUAGUUGAAGCUCCAAAUACUGAUGGAAUAGAUCCUGAUUCAUGUGAGGAUAUGGUGAUUGAGGACUGUUACAUAAGCGUGGGGGAUGAUGGGAUUGCAAUAAAAAGUGGCUGGGAUCAGUAUGGAAUUUCUUACGGACGGCCAUCGAAGAAUAUACUCAUUAGAAAUCUUGUUGUCCGCUCUAUGGUCAGUGCUGGCGUAUCAAUAGGCAGUGAGAUGUCUGGUGGGGUUUCAAAUGUCACGGUAGAGAACCUGCUUGUGUGGAGCUCAAGGCGUGCUGUUCGCAUCAAGACCGCCCCUGGAAGAGGCGGAUAUGUGCGUCACAUAACCUAUCGGAAUCUGACAUUCGACAAUGUCCGAGUUGGAAUUGUUAUCAAGACAGACUACAACGAGCACCCCGAUGAGGGCUAUGAUCCAAAGGCUCUUCCAGUGCUCAAGGACAUAAGCUUCACAAGCGUCCAUGGACAGGGAGUUCGUGUGCCUGUUCGUAUCCAUGGGAGUGAAGAGAUUCCAGUGAGAAAUGUGACUUUUCGGGAUAUGUCAGUAGGUCUAACAUACAAAAAGAAGCACAUUUUUCAAUGUGCCUUCGUUCAAGGUCGCGUAAUAGGGACCAUCUUCCCUGCCCCUUGUGAGAAUCUUGACCGGUAUGAUGAGCAAGGGAAGUUGGUGAAGCACUCGGCAUCCCAGAACAUGACAGACAUAGAUUAUGAUUUUUGACAAGGUAAGAGGUUCUCCAUAUCAAUGGCUCAUAUUUUUGGAGGUCAAUAACUUCAAUGUCUUUAUGAAGCAUCUUGGGAGGAUGAAGAUCGAUGGAGCAGUUUAUGUUGUUUUUACGUUCGUUUUUUUGUGUUUUUUC